This is a messenger RNA of Penicillium nucicola, 294 nucleotides long. RefSeq lists its product as uncharacterized. NCBI's taxonomy places the organism in Eukaryota, Fungi, Ascomycota, Eurotiomycetes, Eurotiales, Aspergillaceae. The transcript has a single exon. The record is from RefSeq and is a predicted model, not a curated record. Bases 1 to 294 code for a protein of 97 amino acids.
AUGGGUCUCUGUUUCUCUGUUCCGCGGCGCCGUCGCUUCCCAGUCAUGGGCAUGGGACCUAUGGGAGGCAUGGGAGGCAUGGGCAUGGGUAUGGGCAUGCCGCCUCCUCGUCGAUAUCAUGGUGGAAUGGGCAUGGGAGGUGGCGGAUAUGGACACGCAUAUGGGGGACGGGGUUAUGGCGGACAUGGCGGGCAUGGCGGUUAUGGCUAUGCCUCUGGGUUUGGGGGCCGUGGAGGGGGUGGUCCCCCCGGGGGCUUUGGGCGUCGGGGAGGAUUUGGAGGGCGGCGAUGCUGA